UUCAAAUUCAAUCGAAUAAGAAACACGUCUGAAGUUAGACAAUGAAUAUGGAAUGAAGUUUGGAAAGAGGUUAAACUUCGCGCGUAUACAAGAAGUUCCAAAUGUUUUAAUACAGAAUACAAAGUAAUAAAUUCAUUCAAAUAAUUCGUUAAUGUGAAACUAUGUUGUGAAAUGAACAUGCAUGCACGAAAGGUGGUUGUGUCUGCUAAGUAGAAUCACGUGUUCCACGGAAAGAAGAGAAGAAAUCACUAAAAAUGAUUAUGAGAAAAAAGAUUUGGCCCCGUACUUUGAGUGAUUUCCUUUCAAUGACUUUUAUAGUAACCAUUGUACCUCUGAUAUAUUGGUUUGAAUUAUGGGUGGUUUUACCGGCUGUAUACGGAUUUGGAUCAUUACCGUACACACUAAAUUUUCUCCUUGGAAAUUUCAUCAUGUUGAACAUAGUUGGAAAUUUCACAUAUGUAGUCUUUUGCGAUACAAGUACAAGGAGAGAUAUUAUGCCAAUAAGUGCUGCAAAUACUAAAAAUGGUUGGAGACUGUGCGCUUCGUGUGAAACACUUGCACCUCCACGUUCAUGGCACUGCCCAAUAUGUAACAUUUGUAUUUUAAAGAGGGAUCAUCAUUGCAUUUUUACUGGAUGUUGUAUUGGUCAUUAUAACCAUCGAUACUUUGUCAUGUUUCUUUUUUACUUAUUUGUAGCAACAACAUAUGGUUUUUGUUUUAAUAAUGUUUUUAUUUGGAGUAGGAUACAUUUUGAGUUUCCCAUGUCAAUCAUAAAAAUUGUUUUUCCGUUAGCAAUUUUCGUGUUUGGCUUUGAUGGCUCUAUAGAUCAAUUUUACUUAAUGUUAUAUAUUGUAUCUACUGUAGGAAUGUUGUAUACCGGUAUUUUAUGCAUUUAUCACUUUCGUUUAAUCCUAAAUGGUAGCGUAGCUAAUGAAAGCAACAAAAAUAUUCAUAUUUACAAUUUAGGUUCAAAACAAAAUAUAAAAGAAGUAUUAGGUGAACGAUGGUAUCUCACAUGGAUACUUCCUUAUAUAACAUCCCAAUUACCACAUAACGGUAUAAUAUGGGAUACAUUAAAUUCAUGGCAAUGCUCAAAUCCUAAGAGUAAAUAAGUAUUAAUUGUGUAUUUAUAAAUGUAUACAUACAAAUCUAAAAUAAAUGACUACAUUUUUAAAAUGAUAUAAAAACAAAUGCAACAUUUGUUAAAGUUACUAAUCUUUAUUAUGUGUUUACAAUUUAAACAUGUAUCAUUGACAGAAAUUAAGACACAUACAAAUUAUUAUCAUUGUAUCAUGAUCAUUUUUAUUUACAAAAUUGUGAAUUUAGAUGUACAUACAUUAAGUCAUUUAUAUAUCUUCACUAAACAAAUUAAUAGAUGUUAAUGAAUAAUGUAAUGGAUACGCAUUUAAUGUAGGAGUAAAUGAGUUUAAUUUCAAUAUUUACAUGUAAUAAAAGUCUGGCAACAUUUCUGUAAAUCUUCAUACUUAUGAAAAUUGGAAGUUAUUUAAAUAAAUGACAAUAUAAUUGUACAUUGACAAGACUAGUUUGAAAAUAUAUGUAUUACUCCAUAUGUUGUGUAAUAAAUCUAACUAUCAGUUACUAAAUAGCUUCUACUUUAACAUAAAAAUGUUUAAUAUCCUAUAUCUAUAUCAAAAUUUCAAGCAAAUAUAUUUGUGAUUAAGUAAUAAACUGCUAUAAAAAAAACAUAUUUUAUUACAAAAAAUCAUAUAAAAUUUUGUUAUUGAAUGUAAAAACUGUCAUGUUUUUCAUGUUAGUAACUUCAAAUAUACAGUAUUGUAUCAAAGAAUAAAUAUAUGUAUAUAUAUGUAUAUAACUAAGAUUUAUGUGUCAUAAUUUUAGUCAACAGUAUGUGGAAACACAAUCAAAACAUUGCACUGUUAAACAUUACAUUCUUAUGAAAAACAAUAUGACAAAAAUAAUAAAAUAUGUACAAUAUAUAAACAUAACUACAUUUCAAUCAUUUUUCUAUUCGCUUUCUCACUUAUUUUUUAAUUUUACAAAUUUUAAUGAUGAAAAAUAAAAGUCAUACUCUACCAAGCAAGUUGACAUAAGUUUUCUUUUUGUAAGUUCUUUUAACAGCAAAUUUUACACAGACUAAUAUAAGUAUGACAGUAGAUGUAGCAUAUAAAACAACGCAAAUACUUAUAUCAAAAAUUGUAAAAUCCCAACCAAGCUUUUUGCUGUUCACAUAUUUAUUCAAUACUAGUCUCUCUUGUCUUAUUUUCAUUUUCUCAUUAUUAUCUUUACGUUUGUCAAUUGAACCAUAAUAAUUUAUUCCUUUGUAACUAUAUUUUGUCUUAAGAUAAUGUAAAAUAUUUUCCUCAUUCCAAGUACCAUUUUCAUAUUUACAAUUUGCACAAUGUUCUGCUGCAGGAUACUGAAUCUUCUUAUAUUUCGGAUCUUCUGUACUAUCGCCCGACAAUCUUGCAUUUACUUCGUUGUGAGCUGACCAUAACCAUAGAAUACUAUCAUUAACAUUCGACACCUCAAAUAUUUUAUUUUUUGCAGCCAUUUUUACAAAAUGCUCAGAACAAUCAGCACAUCCAAAGAAAUGUUUUAUAUACCCAUGCAUAGUUUCCAAUAUCUUUCGUGGCUCGUGUUUAGAAUCUUUGUGUUCAAUGGCAAAAUUAACUGUUAACAUAUGAAACAUUGUCCAAAGACCACAAGAAUAACCACGGUAUCCUUCUUUGCUUCCUUUACAUCCAAUCCACUGUGGAGGUCCAGAAUAUAUGGGCAACAUUUCUUCUUCUGUAGAUUUAAUUAUUUGACUAUAUUUUUCUCCUGAUAUAUCAUUCCUCUUUUUAAUAAUAUCACGAAUAGUUUCUAAGAAGAUAUUUCCAUGUCUUAGAGGAAAAUAAUCAGCUAACACAUCUAAAUAGUUUUUUAGCGCAUCCAUCUUUUCUCCAUUUAUUACUUUAUGUAGCGGAAUUUCAUGACUGAUGGAAUAUUUCAAAGUAUUCUCUAAAUCCAAUUGAUAUAAGUAAUCAUCAUUUAUUUCUAUAUCUUUUGAUUUUUCUGUUCCCUGCAGUUGCUUUGAAGUCUGGGUACUUGAUUUGUGACUUGUUUCUAUAGAACGAUUCUUUGUAAAACUUUGUUCAUUAAUAUUUUCACCUUUCGAAAUCAUGUAUUGCAUAAUAGUGCCAUAAGUGCCUUCUCUAGUAGGUAUUCUGAUUUUAAGAGAUUUUUGUGUGUCAUUACGAGUAAAAACUAUAAGACUUGGAAAAUUAGUAAUCUUAUUUGUCUCGCAUAAUAAUUCAUUUUCAGAUGUUACUCUCCUUAUUUGUAAUGUUGGAAUUUUGUGCAUGUCUAAUAUAACUUCAGCUCCUAAGUGCGAGUCCGUUUUUUCAAACAAUAAAAAAAAAUACUUUACAGUAUUUGGUACACCUUUCCAAAUACUUGUAGUAUCGUAAUUCCUAUGAGAUUUGAGAAAGAAUGAAUUAAUGUUAAAAAUAUAAAUGUAUAUUAGAUAAAUAUCUAUAAUAACAUACCUGUAUGGUGUUAUAUUAGGCCAUGAAACACCACGACCUUCUUGUUGUUCAUUUUCUAAUAAAUUAAUUAAACUAUAUCUAAGCUCAUUGAUACUAUCAUACUCUUCCAUUGCUAAUCCCAUUGAUGAUGUAUGUGCAUUUACAGAAAAAUAUUUAAGCAUUGGAUAAUGCAUAAUUUCAUAUUCACGACAGAUUGGAUUGUUAUCAUCAUCCGCACAAUCUAUUGCAGCGAUUGCUACUAUAUCUUUCCAUCCUACAAAGAAUGACUAAAAUGAAAUGUUUAUAAGGUAUGUUUAAUUUAAUAGAAACUGUACUUUAAUAAAUCUUAUAAAUUUAAAACAUGAUUCGUUUAGUCCAUAACAUAUAAAAAUAAUGUAAACAUAGUUUAAAACUAAAUUAAGUUAGAAUAAAACAUUCAAAUAUACUGUGUAAUCAUAGAUACUUAUCUAAAAACUAUUUAUUUAAUAAUCUCUGUGUAGAAUCAUAUAAUUUUUGUUUACUAUUUAAACAUGCAUAGGAUUGAUGAAAACAAAAGAAAAUUGAGAAACAUCUUAUAAUUGAAAUAUAGAAAAUUUAUAAAAAUUGUCAUUUUUGCAGACUAUUUUAUAAAAUUAGAAAGUAAAGAAAACUUAAAGGAUGAAUUAGGGUGAAAAAAAUACUAAUUCUAUUAAAUUUUAAUAAAGCAUUGUUUCAUAACUGCCAAAACUGUAUAAAUUUGCAAUUUUACUUAAGAUAAUUAUAUUAUAUAAAGAAAAUCAAUUAAUAAAUAUGAAAAGUAACCUUUUACAGUAAUAUAUACAGAUAUUUUUUUAGAAUUUCUUAAAAUAUUUAAUAUUAGAUACUUUAUAAACGUAUGCUUCGAAACAACUAGAAUAUUUACCGUAAACAUCUUUAGCAAAAGCUUUCCACAGAGGUGCAAAUCGAAAACAAAAGCCGCACCAACUAUUGUAAAAUUCGACUAACCAUCCUUUAGUGUCUUCAUAAACAGAUGACUUAAAAUUAGUCACAUUUAAGAUAACUACAUUAUCACUGGCAUUGUAUAAUCCUUGUGUAGGUAUUUGACUUUGAUAAGGUUCUUUAGGUGCAGCUGCAUUACAAUUCACGGUUACUAUACUAAUUAAACAUAUUUUCAAUAACAAACCGACGUCAAAGUAUUCCAUGUUUUCUAAUCUUUUAAUCACACAUAUGGUGUUGCAGGACCCACAAUAAUAAGUCUGGAUUUCUAUGAAAGCGUUUUAAUAAAGAUUAAGUUUACUUUCAUGAAGAGUUCGAUUUAUUGUAAAAACGAGCAAAAUAUAUUUUUUAAAUAUAAUGUAUCAAAUAUACUAUAAAAAUUAUUUUUAAGUAAUAUUAACUGUCUUCACAAAUAACUGAAAUAAUCAACUGAAUGGUCAUAAAUAUAUGAGAUAACAUUUAAGAAUACUUCAUGUUUUACAUACUACCGAUAGCAGACAAAUUUGAAUUUAAAACAUUUUUAAUGCACGCCUUAAGAAUAUUUGUAUUAAAAAAUUAAUUUUGUUGCUUCAUAAUUAAAAGACUAAAAAAUGUACUCGCAUACGAAAUAUUUGUUAAUUAUGAGAAAAAUAUUCAGUUCGCAAUAUUCAAAUUUCUACCAUUACGAAAAUAAAUUUCAAAUAAUUAAUCAUUUAUAUUAAAAACACUGUUUAUUAGCUGUUUCAAUAUGAAUUAUCGCUGCUUAUUCCUAUACAAAAUGAAAACAAUCAGACAUCAUUCUUAAAGGAUGUAGGAGGUUUUGGGAUGGUGGAGGGAAUAGGGGCGAAGGUGUAUACGUUUAUUUAUUUCAUGAACACCUAAUUACGAAUAUACCAUGUAACCAAACCAACUGAUAAAGAAUAUGAUCGGUAUAAACCUUGGAGCACCUUACGCUCUUCCCUACUUAUAAAAGAUUUCGAUGCUUCUUGAACAUUUUCUGAAACGUUCGGCCAGUUUCACCCCCAACCACUGGCUUGUCCCAGGUCGGGGGCCUGACGAUCAACGAUUUCUUACUGUCUUGAGGCUUGCUUUUUAUAGAGUGCUUGCAGUUCUUCUAGGCUUGAGACUUCUCAGCCGGAAAUGAAUGUGAUUUGGAUCAUAUUCUUUGUCACAAGCGCGAAAAACCUUUGGAUCUUCGAAAUUCGAGCAAGACAAACAUCUUCAGAUAUCUUGUCUUCGACUUUUCAAAACUUUCAUUUUUUCAGAGUGAAACUUCAAACUUCCCUCUAUCAUCCAAUACCUCUUGAUUCAAAACCUUAUAAACAAACAAACAGGUUAGAGAACUUACUUCUAUUUUUAAUUUUAUUUUUGUUUUUUUGUUUCGUUCUUUUCUGUGUGUAAUGUGUUUCAUUUUCUUUUUCUUUAUAUAUAUACAUGUAUAUAUAUAUAUAUACAUAGAUAUAUAUAUAUAUAUAGAUAUAUUUUCUUUUUGCUUUUUAUAUAUAAACAUUAAGGAAUACCACAUUUUUCAGAUUCAUACCACUUUCUGUCAGUGGCAUUUAAUGUCCAAAUGGCUGGAAUACAACUUUCAAGUAAAUAAUCAAAUUCUCAAAGAAAAAUAGAAACUCAAUUAUAUUCCAACCUUCACAUUUAUAGUCAUUAUGAUUACAAUAACGUAAACCUUAUCUUCAUAAAACUGUUAGGAAAUGGUAGAAAUAUUAUGAAAAUAAGGUUUUUCGUGUCCAUUCUAACCUUACUGUUUUCAUGUAAAGAAUAUGCUACACUCCUUUGCAUAUUAUCAAGUUAUCUCAUUAAUUGAUAUUGUACAAUAUCGUAAUUUAAAUGCCAUAUAUUAAUUGCAUAUGAUGCAGAAUUAGGUAAGGUAAGAACAGUAGUGAGAAUGUAGUUUUUGCAUUUUUUGACCCAGUACAGUAUUGUUAGAAGAAAUUUGAGGUCAAAGGGUCAAGUCACACAAAUGGUCUCCCAAACACCUGGCCUCUCGCAUCACACUCGUGUCACUUAAUACCGACCUGAAAUUCAUUAAGCAACAAAAACUAUGAUUGUUUGACCCAGGUUAUGGGUUACACUUAGUUACUACCGUACGAUUUAUUGGAUGCAUUCCUUGAUGCUCCUGUCUUCCAUUCUUGCUAAUUUAACUACUUAUUUGUACUUAAACAUCUUGUCUGAACUAAAUAUAAGCGGUCUACGAAAAUAUGAAUCUAAAUUAAGAACUUCUGUUAUAAACGUCUGAUCGCGAACUUACGAAUAUUAACAUAAUAAUACUUUAAAAUCACAAGAAAUACUGUUUCGUGUGUUACAAAUCUGUACAUUCAAUUGUUCGUGCCGUGUGAGUAUAAUGACAUGUAAUGUCUCCUGCUUUAUAUUUUCUUAUAUGUUAACAUUCAUGUAUGUCAUGUAUUAAGGAUGAUAUGUUUUUAUGAAGAAAUACAAUUUCAAGAAUUUCUUUUUAGUUCAAACAUAAGAAUACUUAUUUUUAAAAGCAACCGACUGUAAAAUACGUAUAUCUAAUGAAAAUAAAAAGUUACUUUAUACAAUAUUAAAAGUCCUUUUUCAAAUUUUACACGUAUUAAAAGACUGUUAUAGGUAUUAAUAAAAUAGUUAAUAAUGCAUAUAGGUUUAUAUGUAACAGUCGUUAAAUCUUUAUAAGGUUCUAAUGAUCACACUUACAAUUAAGUUAUAUUAUUACAUGUAAUUUAACAUGCAUUCGUGUAUUACUUCUGAAAUGCAAUAUUAAAUAAAAUAAUCGAAAAUUAAAAUUUGUACGCAUGGUUGGUAUUGUAAGUUUUGGCGAAUUAUACAAUAUCAAAUCAAUGAGUUUUUAGUAUUGUAUUUUUCUAAAUGAGGAGAGUUAAUUGUAUGAUUUGAAAUAUAAAUGUUAUUUCAAAGGAGACACAUAUCCAUGUAGACUGCUUAUAUUAGAUGAUGCAAAUGACAAAAAGUAAACUUACGUGGUGAGUAGGAACGCGAUCUGGAUCUGUCAUAGCGUGAACGUCGGCGACUGUAGUACGGACUUGGCGAACGUCUAUAACUUCCUCUGUAACUGCUGCUUUUCCAAAGUCAAUAGCAUAAGUAUUUUUUUCUAAAUUUUUUAUCAAUUGUACUGUAAUAUACUGAGAUAAGGUAAACUUACUCUCUACGUCUAGGUCCAUCCCAACCUCUGUCAUGGAGAUGUGUAGGUUUUCCCAUAUAAAUUCCAGGAGUGGGUGUGUGAGCUCUCUGCGUGAUUGAAAAAUCUACUCUUAUUCUUCUGCCAUCAAUUUCCAUUCCUGUGCACUGUUCUUUGGCUACUUUCGCAUCUUCAGAUGAUUCAAAAUAUACAAAGCAGAAUCCUCUAGAUCGUCCAGUCUAAACAAAAAAAAUCAUAUUUUCAAACUGACUGCAAAAGUUACUCUAUUCUUUACAUUAACAAAAUUGAAAGUACAUGUAACCAGAGGCCUUUAACAUUUCAUAUAAACUUAAUGCAUGAAUGUUCUAAAUCUCUGGCACUAUUUACUAUUCCCCUUAAUAAAAAAUUAGAGGGUUGUAUGCUGACUUAAUGUUAGUCUUGCCGCGUUAAAUAAAUUUAAAUAAUGUAAACACAUUAUACUAAUGUUUAUUAUACGUUAUUGCUUAGGUACCUUUGCAUCGAUUACAACUUGCACUCGUUCAACAGGUCCAUAUUUUGAAAAGAUGUGAUGAAUUUGUUGUUCAGUUGUGAAAAUAGAAAGUCCAAAUACACCUAAGCAUCGAGAAGGACAGGGAUUAUCCCUGUUACCAACAUGUCUUCGUCUAGAUGACAUUGGACUACGAGAGUGUGAACGAUAGAUGUUCCUGUCACGUUCGCGGGAAUAACGAGAGCGAGAGUAGGAUCGAGAUCGGCUUCGAGAGUAACGUCCACCCCUAUAAGGAGAACGACUGCGACUGCGACUACUACCACGGUGACCUGCACUAGCAUACUUGCUGCUGCGAUAUGAUUUUCUUCCUCUUGAUACAGAACGACUUCGUGAUCUUGAAUACUCUUUUACUGGUCUAUGAGAUUCUUUACGUUCACGUGAUUUACGUGAUCUUGAAUGUGAACGUGAGUCCCUUAAACCACCGUCUGCAGUUCUUGGUCGUCUAGGACUUGCACUACGGCUACCACUUCGCUGUAAACAAAAUUAUCAUAUAUUUACACAAAACUCUGAUUUUAACUUAUAAAUUAAUAAGAAUUCAUAUUCUUAGCUUGUUGGA
This is a messenger RNA of Nomia melanderi (Alkali bee), 8672 nucleotides long. The record is from RefSeq and is a predicted model, not a curated record. Lineage: Eukaryota; Metazoa; Arthropoda; Insecta; Hymenoptera; Halictidae.